AUGGGCGACACACCGGAGGCUAGAGGCGGGAAUUUGAAUUUCACCAAGAUAUCCGGCCUCCAAAAGUUGGUCCCUGCUUUCAUCACGCACAUAGUUCUCGACCCUCCCAUCGCCGUCGGAAGCGUCUCCAAAGGCGCACCUCUAACCAUCGCCCCCUUCGCAUCAACAAACUCCUACCUCCGCUCCGAAGCCAACUACCCCAUCAAAAUCGACGCCGUAUUCGCUCAUGGCUCUGACUUCAUCCGCCAGGACCCUUCUGGAAAGCAUCUCCGUCUCGAUGUAAACUCUGUCUUGAAAGAUAAGAGCGGAGCGGUGAUUAGCUACAAGUAUAGCGGUGUCAUGACCCUUACGCCUGCUAUUGGUGCUGUGCUCCAAGGUGCGGCAGAUGCGAAGUCGACGGAUUUUGGUGAUAUUGUUAUGCAUGUACUUUUCGAGACUGGAAGUGAUGAGUUGAGGCCUCUUGAGCAGAAAAUUUAUGUUGCUAGUGGACGGUUCGUCGUUGAGGCUGGGAAGCCGGCUGUUGUUGAGUAUAAGAUUAGUGAAGUUACGGCUUAA
Molecule: messenger RNA, 555 nt
Organism: Lachnellula hyalina
Lineage: Eukaryota; Fungi; Ascomycota; Leotiomycetes; Helotiales; Lachnaceae
Exons: 5
Coding region: 1-555 (184 amino acids)
Source: RefSeq, a predicted model, not a curated record